Branchiostoma belcheri (Belcher's lancelet) is the source of this 1030-nucleotide messenger RNA. RefSeq names its product interferon-induced protein 44-like. The transcript has 7 exons. The coding region runs from base 1 to 954 and encodes 317 amino acids. The record is from RefSeq and is a predicted model, not a curated record. NCBI's taxonomy places the organism in Eukaryota, Metazoa, Chordata, Leptocardii, Amphioxiformes, Branchiostomatidae.
AUGAAAGACUUCGACGGCGUGCGGAUAGGUCUGUUCGGUAUAACAGGGUCUGGGAAAAGCUCGUUCAUUAACUCAGUAUUCAUGGCUCUGCAUGGUGAGGACGAGGGACCGGCCGUAAUACAGAGUACCGGCGCCGAAGGAACAAUAAUUUUGGAAGCCUUACCAGUUACGGAUGGGUUCACCCUCCUGGACACACGGGGCUUUGGCCUCCUUGGUGGAGACGCCGAGAAGGAAAUACUGGCCAUUUUAAACGGUGACAUCAAAGACGAAAGCGGCAUCGACCGAGACAAGACCGUGAAAACGUCGCUGACAGGAGUGGGUACAGUACUGAGGGACGAGACUCACGUCGUGCUGUGGUUCGUGAAGGCUAACGACCCUCGGCUGCACAAAGGCGCCUACAGAUGUCACAUGGACUUCCUACGCCAACAGCUCUUACGAAGAGGAAUAGCUCCGAUCACGGUCAUCACUCACCACGACAAGAUUGCCGAAAGUCAAGAAGAGGAGGUCCUGGCCAAGGCGUCCGCGGCAACUGGAAGCCCCCGUAGUUUUACCUUCUUUGUUACCAACUACCACGUAGACCAGGAAGGAGAUUACAGGACUCAUAUCGAAGCAAUGAAAGUCAUGAGGUCAGCACUAUUGGUGGCGGAGAGAUACGUCAAGAUCCACAAGCAACAGGAACAAUACAAGAGGGAGAGUGAAGCAAUUGGAAAUCAGAAGGUGACAGGACCCAAUGAAACUGUGGAAGACUUCUUUCGUCGCCUGUCUUCAAAAGAGCAUAUUCCGUUUGACCAGAUACAACCCAUCAUUGACAAGCUGAAGAAAGAAGACAUCACCACGUCCAAGUCCCUGAGCGACAACUGGGUGGACAUCCGGGGAGACAAGUUAAUGAGCGACUGGUUGAGGGGAUGCAUCGAGAAGGAACUAGCGGACACAUUCAAAGAAAUCAAUCUGUAAGCUCUACACAAAAGCAGAAAAUUAUCAGAUGAAGGAGAUAUACAUUUUCGACAUACUAGACAUGUUCAUCAUAGGC